Molecule: messenger RNA, 3471 nt
Organism: Lodderomyces theae
Lineage: Eukaryota; Fungi; Ascomycota; Pichiomycetes; Serinales; Debaryomycetaceae
Gene: SWE1
Product: tyrosine protein kinase
Exons: 1
Coding region: 1-3471 (1156 amino acids)
Biological process (GO): protein phosphorylation
Molecular function (GO): protein kinase activity; ATP binding
Source: RefSeq, a predicted model, not a curated record
AUGAAAAACAACCAAUUUCUGUUGCAAAGGACGAAAGGUGGCAACAACCCUCCUCACAUAACUGCUAAUGAUGAUGCUUAUGCUCUCAACAGCAACAACAACAACAACAACAACAACAACAACAACAACAACAACAACAACAACAACAACAACAACAACAAUAACAACAACAACGACGACAGCACAGACUACAAUGAUACCUUCUUGGAUCCAGUAUCCACUCUCCAUGCAACUUCAUACAAAAGUCGACAACUGAUGACUGCACCGACGCAGCGACUUCACAGAUACUCAACAUCCAUUUCCCAGUCUCAGCAAACACCACAUCCACAACAACAUCAAUUGGAUUACUAUACUAACGACCACUUUUCAAGAUCCUUCAAUAGCUUGAUUUUGGAUGACAACAAUUCCACCAAUGCUACCACCGCUGCUGACAAGAUAUUUUUGAAAAAGACAAUAAACAAGUCACCACCUUUCAACGUCAAGACAGACUAUUUCAAUGAUAGCAUAGAUACGUUUCUUGAUCAUGACGAAGUAUGCAACGAAACAGAUAUUGAUGAAGAGGAGGAAGAAGAGGAGGAAGAAGAGGGAGAAAACGAUGACUUUAUUAGUGAAGUUGAGGACAGAUUUGAAGUUCAUGACAAACAGGAUGCUCUCAAAAUUACUCCCGAGAAGAACUCUAAUGACCUCCUACAGCCAAGCCCAACUACAACACUAAAUCAACAAUUUAGGAGACCAUCCCAAGGAUGUGACCCCUCCAACUCGAGUGCACGGAAUUCACAAAGUUCCAUCAAGCGGUCUUCAAAAUACAUCAACUUAUCAAUUGAUUCUAGUCUACGAACCUUAGACAGGGCAAAUACGCCGGACGAAAUUGAUAAGAUAAGUUUGAGUGAAAUUGAUGUCAAAGUCAACAAUCAGUCAUCUCCUGCAUUAUCCACAUCACGCAAAACCGAUGGUCUGCUACGACCUUCUACGAAUCAUCUGUUUAAACGGCCUCACAAAUUCAUUAGUCAAUCACCUUCACCUUCUUCAACAAAAGUAAAAUCGACGUUAUCAUCGUCAUCACCACAAUCGAAUUUGCAAUCGCCAUCUCAACUUGGAAUAAAGCACUUCAAGAGCUAUGCCAGCAAACUUGAUGAGAGCACAAUAUCUCCAAUUCGAAACCGAAAUGUAGAAAGUCCACUUUCCAAAACGCAUUUCUUUGGUCAAGCUCAUAAACUCCGCAAGCCCAAUGCACCCCCACCAAUCACGCACUCAUCGAGGAAGAAUCUACAACACGGAGCCUGUGCCACUGAUUUUGAUAAUGACGCUUUAGAAAGUCCAUCCAAAAACAGGAAACCAUCCAAUUCGCACUCACAAGCUUCAAAUAUCAAGUAUCAGGGAAGUCCCAAGUUGACAAACAAGAGAAACACCACCACAUUCAAUGACAAAGAAAACAGUGAUCUGUUUCGAUUCGUCAAGCCAUUGCAAAUUGCAUUUUCUUCAAAUGGAUUAAUGAAGAAGAACAUGGUUCAGCAUACGACGACAAAGCCACCUCCUGAAACCCCCAUGAAGAGAAACCCAUUGACGAUGAUCAAUACCAAUAAACCGCUUAAUUUAAAGUUUGAUUAUGAUAGUGGUAACCUAUCACAUAUAAGCGAGCAAGAUGAACGCAAUAAACCAAUCGAAAUAGGACGCGACAAUGGUGGUAGUGGUGAGCACUCAUUGAACUUGAGUGAUAUUCAUCUGUCACAUUCAAAAUUCAAGCCGUCUCUAGCGAGGUCAAACAAGAACAUCACUCCUCAUUACCAAGAUUUGGAGGUGAUCUUUACUUCAGAUAUAGAGUUGGAUGAAGACGAAGAGGAAGAAGGAGUAAUGGUGCCAGAAACACCAACAAAGAAGCAUUUUGCCCCGCUGUAUCAACAAGCAACAACAACAGCAGUGACGACGACAUCAUCAACAACAUCAACAGCAGGAGUAGCGGCAGCAUCAGUUCCUCCGUCGGUGGAGCCAGUGGACAUGCCAGCGCCAACUUCGCGGGUGGCAGCAGCUUUACUGCCUACGACACACCUUAAACGUUCUCCAUCAACAAAACUCGGUCGACUCGAUAAGCUACAAUUGAAUUAUGGUUCAAAGGGUUACAAGUAUGGCACUCCAUCUACACCGAUACAUUGGGGAUUUGACUUUGCAGACAAGGACUCUGUAUUGAAGGAUGGCCCAGUGGAGCUACCUCCAUUGAAUGAGAACGACCAGUUGCAAUUCAGCAAUCCUCACCAUUUUUCAUACUCAUACCCUUCCAAAAUCGAUGAACACUUGAUUAGCAAGUUUGGCAUGAAGAAUCUAAAGUACAUUGGACAAGGUGAGUUUAGUAUAGCUUUUGAAUGUGUUUUCAAUGAGGAGAAAUUUGCCAUAAAGAGGACGAAAAAGCCAGUAACUGGAAAAUUGGACAAACAAACGAUAAUGAGAGAGAUCGAUGCAUUGAGAACACUUUCAAGUAUCAAAGAUGAUGAUGAGGAGAACUUGAAGGAAGAGCAACAAGGUAAGGAGAAUUUGGUGUACUUUAUUGAAGCUUGGGAUUUCAACAAUUAUUAUUACAUAAUGACGGAGUAUUGUGAGGGUGGUACAUUGUAUGAUUUUUUAGAGGAUAAUAAGCACUACAAGAUUGAUGAGUACAGGAUAUGGAAAAUGAUUAUUGAAUUGGCGAAUGGGUUACGUUUUAUCCAUCUGAAGGAUUAUGUUCAUCUUGAUUUGAAACCGGCAAACAUUUUCAUCACUUUUGAAGGAUAUUUGAAAAUUGGUGAUUUCGGGUUGGCGACAAAGUUACCCAUAUUGGAAAAAGAUUUUGAUUCAGAAGGGGACCGAAAUUAUAUUGCUCCUGAAUUGAUUGAUGAUAAGAUAUACACACCGUUUGCAGAUAUUUUCAGCCUUGGUUUGAUCAUUUUGGAAAUUGCUGCAAAUAUAAUCUUGCCGGAUAAUGGAACACCAUGGCGCAAAUUACGUAGUGGAGAUUUGAGUGAUGCUGGACAAUUGUCGAGUGAUAAUAUUUCCAUGUUUUUGCAGCAUAAACCAGAGACUAGCAGUUCGUCAAAUACAAACUUUAGUUCCUCUGCUCAUUCAUUAUCGUUGAACUCGCAUUUCAGAUCUAGGUCAAAUUUGGAACAUCGCCAACAACAACAACAACAACAACAACAGCAGCAGCAGCAGCAGCAGCAGCAGCAACACCAACAUGAGCAACACGGUCUCGAGGAUGAUAACACUGUUGAUUCCGUGUAUGGUUUGAUACCUUCUUGGGCCCCGCCUUUUCUUGUUGGGGACUCCAAUGCGUUGGAUGUGUUGGUGAAUAAGAUGUUGAAACCUAAUCCUUUUGAGAGACCCAGUGCUAGUUCUAUUUUGGAAAUGGAUGAGUGCGUUUUUAUCGAAAAUAGGAGGAAAUGUGGAGCUACGAUUUUUGAAGGUGAGUUUGGGAGUCCACCUGAUGAUGACACGACACAAUAG